Molecule: messenger RNA, 870 nt
Organism: Emiliania huxleyi CCMP1516
Lineage: Eukaryota; Haptophyta; Isochrysidales; Noelaerhabdaceae
Exons: 4
Coding region: 1-870 (289 amino acids)
Molecular function (GO): flavin adenine dinucleotide binding
Source: RefSeq, a predicted model, not a curated record
AUGAUGCUGCUCAACGCGAAGCAGUCUGGCGCGGUCGAGCUGUACGAGAAGGACAUGAUCGAAGGCGUGCUCGACCUCGACCAGGCGACCGUCGAGCAGAUCAUGCAGCCGCGGGUGGAGGUGGUUGGCAUCGAGGUUGGCGACUCGCUGCGAGGCGGCUCGCAGCCUCCUCACGACGCGCGAGUGCCGGAGCCGUCCGCUGAGCCUGCUCGGACCCUCCCCGCAGGCCUGCUCGCAAUCUCGCAGACGUACAAGUACUCGCGCGUCCCCGUCUACAACGGCACCAUCGACCAGGUGGUCGGCGUGGCCCUCACCCGCGAGCUGAUCGACUACGUCGACCGGCCGGGCGCCGACCUGAGCACGCUGCCCGCCUCGUCUCUGAUGGAGGACAUCGUCUAUGUACCCGAGACCAUGUCGGCGAUGAAUGCGCUCAAGCUGAUGCGGCAGCGGCGGCUGCACAUGGUGGUGGUGGUGGACGAGUACGGCGGCACGGCCGGCAUUGUCACUCUCGAGGACAUCCUCGAGACGCUCGUCGGCAAAAUCUACGACGAGGACGACGACGACGAGGUGCUCGAGGACAUCGACAUGAUCGACGGCUCGUACCUCAUCGACGGCCCCGCCGAGCUCGAGGCCGUCUGCAAGGUCCUCGGGGUCAGCCUGUCCGAGGAGGCGCUCUCCGAGUUCGCCACGCUCUCCGGCUUCCUCUGCCACCAGGCCGGCGAGAUACCCACCGACGGAGACGUGCUCUGGGUCGACCACGUGCGCUUCACCAUCGUCGAGGCGGACGAGAGGCGCAUCCUCGAGGUGGAGGCGCGGAACGUGACCGCGCCGGACGCCGGCGACGCCGCAGCCGGCGCCGGGCGCGCAUGA